GAAACACAGCCUUCCAUUGUUGCAGAUUUGGUGAUUCUUGUUUUGGCCCUAGCCAAAUUUGUGUGGUCCCGGUAGCUCGUGGUUUUUGUUGGACAUGCCGAGGUCGUAGACUUGAUCGAACAAGAUUCGCCUUCGUCUAGUUUCAACGAGAAAGCCAAAAAACGCACGACAAUGCCGUCCUCUGGCAACGCUAGAACCAAUUUAAGCCACGAAGACCAUGUUUCCACAGCACACGGCAACCAGAGCAAUCGAUGCGUACUGUUGUUCGACAUGGAUUGUUUCUAUGCCCAAUGCGAACGGGUUCGACUGGGAUUGCCCCUCGACGUCAAGCUUUGCUUGUUUCAGUGGAAUUCUGUCCUGGCAGUCACGUAUCCCGCAAGAGAACACGGAAUCAAGCGGGGSGAUUCCUGGGACGAUGUGGCCGCGAAAGUGAAGAAAAACAUCCCACACAAGAACAGCAACAGYGRCAGCAAAAACCACGCAAGAAACCAARUCGGUUGUUACACUAUCCAUUUGCCGAUCAUAGGCAAAGCCACCGCGCGAUCCCCCUCGGAAAGCGAAGCCGACUGUGCCCGAGACGGCAACACCGGCGACGACGGCAGCAUCGAAACGAGCUACAGAAAAAUGUUUGAACUGUCUCGAGAGGAACAGCUCAGGUGCCAAAGAACCGAAAACGGAACCCGCCGCUUUCACGACCAGGGAAAAGCCUGCCUGGAACGCUAUCGAAUCGCAAGCAUGCGCAUCUUUGGGGUAGUCUUGGAGAGUCUACAAAAGCGAAUAACCCAACGGAACGGGUACUCGUUCGUAUUGGAACGUGCAAGUAUUGAYGAGUUCUAUCUCGAUUUGACGGAUUACUGUUAUUGUCGGAACCGGAAGAAAGAAUGCGAAGGUAUCGAAGAUAGUCUUGGCAAUCGGCAAGAAGACGACAKCAUAAACAAACACGRCAAAGGAGAUGGUACUGGAAUGAACAAAACRGUCGUMGCAGGACAGAAGACGGAAAUGGGAGAACACUGCAGUAAUAAUGGCGGCACCUGCAAUCGCCUAGAAAUUGCUCUGAAUCGAGCUUGCCAGGUCUCGCACUGGAUAAGAGAAGACGUUUGGAACACUCUAGGCUUUACCAUGAGUGCCGGAAUAUCUAUCAACAAGACCAUGGCGAAACUGGCGGCCUCGUAUGGGAAACCAAACGGGCAGGCGGUGUUGUUUCCGCGCUAUUUCCCAAGCGUCUUGUCCGAGACGAAGAUUACCAAAGUCCGAAACUUCGGUGGCAAGCUCGGCAAGGCCGUCCUAAAAGUGCUCUUGGACUACCAAACACAGGAACGACAACUAUGGCACAGUGCAAGCGAAAGCGAGAGCGAUAUGCUGGAAGCAUUAAAAUCCACGGCCACCAUGGCAGACUUGAGUCAGGUUCCCCUGACAUUCCUUUUGCAGAGCAAGUUGCUUUCCAACGAAUCGGCUAGGUUCGUGUUCUCGGUCAGCCAGGGAAUYGAACACGAGGCCGUUAAGAAUACGUCGGGUGCACUAGUGAAAUCCAUCACCGCCUUCAAGUCGUUUUCGGCCACAAAGAGUCACUCCCAGAUCUUCGACCGGUGGCUCGCGGUUUUGGCAACAGAGAUUCUCGAACGGGUGGCACGAGACACCGCCAGAAACAAACGGUACCCCAAAUCCUGCACCUUAAAUUAUACGUACUAUACCACUCCAAACGGUCAACGACCGUCCACAACAAUGCCCGGAAGCAGCACGCGCGGUCAACGUCAAAGUCGCUCGCUCCGGCUUCGUUUUCCUUCCGAACGAGAAGGCACGCCACAAGAAAAAAGUACUUCUCUCUUGGAACAAGCAAGAACCAAGCUUGCUCCCGUCCUCAAGGACAAUCCCAUACGAGGGGUUGGAUUGUCCGUGAGCAAUUUUGUCGAAUCAUUUCGUACAGCACCGGGGGGUACUGGAUCAAUACAGUCCUUCUUUUCAAUACCCCCAAAAAAUUACAUAUCGUCGUCAUCGAUUUCUCAGUUUUGCGCAGCAACCGAAACCAAACAAUCGACAGUCGCAAAUAUUUCCUCAGCAGACGAAAGUCCAUCUUUCAAAAUGCACGGUGCUCGUGGUGCAUCAGCAGCAAGAAUCAGGGACACAACAAUGAAGCGAAGUCAUUCCGAUUUUGUGGCAGGAUCUUCGUUUCCGGCAUCAUCGUUGCCUGCUAGCAAUCCACUUCCAGCAUCGGCACRCAAACAAGCAACUACAGGMAGAUUAUAUUUGCCGAACAAUGCAAAAUCCGUCCCAGUUCAGAGCGAUAGAUAUCCACAAGAAAUAACAAAUAAUGAGAUCAAGACAAUCGAAGACGAAGACCUAGAAUUUGCUAGGAAACUACAAGCAUCUUUUGGUAAUUUUUUUUGUUUUUGAAAGCAUCUGUGAUGUGAUUGGCAUCUAACAUCUUAUUUGCUUUGCUGGUAGGGUCUUUUGCGUUGAAGUUUACAAGUCUAACAUUAGUUUUCUGUCGCGCUCCAAACAAUGAAAUCUUGCGUUUACAGACCGAGAGAAUUAUGCUCUAUCUACUGCUAAUCGACGGCGAAAGAGUACCACUAACAUGAAGAAGACACGACGCAUCGAUGCUUUCUUYGCGAAAAGAUAGUUUGUCUCAAAACUGUCAAGUGUGAAAUAAAGACGUUUUUAAUAUCCUUUGGCCUUCGAUAUGACGUUAUUACGAAUAAAAAUAUUUUUUCAUUUCAACAUCACUUUAAAUAAAUUUAAGAUGGGAAUUUAUAUGGAACAGGAUGGUGGUAGGGUCUAAGAAGGGUGCCAUAAUACACCGUCGUCGUUGUCUCCUCCAGGUCGUUCCGGGUCGUCUUCGACAAAUUUUUUUUGGCCAUUAACGUGGUUCUCUGUAUUCUCAAUCGCCUGGUUCCCCGUUGUGUCUUCGUCUUCGGAGAAGUUCAUGGUAAAUGUUGAGGUUUCCUCUACGAUGUCUUCCCACUUUGAGCACAAGCACAACAAGAGGAAAGCUAUGGCAAAAUGGAAACCAAUAACGGUUAGGCCCCAUG
Messenger RNA from Pseudo-nitzschia multistriata, 3029 nucleotides. The record is from the annotation of a GenBank genome assembly. NCBI's taxonomy places the organism in Eukaryota, Bacillariophyta, Bacillariophyceae, Bacillariales, Bacillariaceae.